AUGGAGAAAGCAGCACUGGGUCUACAGAAUGGCUGGGUUCCUGGAGACGACCGUGAUCCUGUAAACGCAUCACCAGAGCCGGAGCCUACUUCUCCCGAGCAAGCAUCCCAAUCUUUUGUCUACUCCGGGAGCACAUCUUGGGACCCGACCCUCGACCCGCGAUUGUUUCAAUCAGUCGCUAGUUCUUCCUCCGAGCUUGCGGGGGCAUUAACCCUGCCUGUUCCUACGACUUCACGGCCCAGAUCACCUACUCAGCCUCAGGUACCUGCCCUGCACCCUAGCACCAGCGUUCCUCCUGACACCGGAUGUCCUGAUGCGUCCGGCAAUAUUGUGUGCCCUCCAUUUCAGCAGUCCAGAGCGCACACACCGCAACAGCAUAAAGGCGAAAUCUCUGUGCAAAGUAUAUCUGAGGUCGCUGCUAUCCAGCCCGAUGGGUCGCUUCCCCCGCGUUUCUGUUCCAUUAAGGGCUGCAAGACUGUAAUGGACGGGAAUUCCCUAUUCAAGAUGUGCGAGACCUGCCGGAGCAAGUACAAGACCUACGGUAACACGAAGCGCAAGAAGUGGAAAGAGGAGAAGGCCAAGGCUAUUGCGGAGAUGGAGCGACAGCGCGAGGAGCAGAACAGAGUCCGAGCAGAGCAGGGCCUACCUCCUUUACCUGCCGUCAAUACAUUAGCUUGGCCUGAAGAUAACAUGGCAGAACGCGCAGUCAACACUAGUAUCCCGCGAAUGUGUACUGUAUCUCACUGUCGCGAGAUUCUGCCUGUCGGGUACGAGUACCUCCGCUGCGAACGACAUCGCAUUCAAAAUCGACACCACAGCAAGCUGAAGCGCGUUCGUGACAAGGAUGCGAAAGCACUAGCACUCGAGGGAUGGUUUGCGACUCUUGCUGGCUCUGCCGCAUCCAGUUCACAAAUGGUGUACCAGGCCACACAGCCGUACGAACCUCCAGAAACGAACACUCUCUCGGAAGGUUCCGGUAGCGAACAGGGUCCUGGGGGGUCUACGGGUGACGUGCUCGGAAUGGAAGAGCAGCAACACGCUUCUGUUUCGAAUGCGAAUGUCAAGAUAGUCGAACCUCAGGUCAUCAUUUUCGGAGUGCCACCUGCUGCUCGUGGAGUUCGCCGUACGAAUCAUGUCUGUACCAUCAAAGGCUGCCACAACCUGCUCUCUCCCUCUACUCCGUGGAAGAUGUGCGACGAUUGCCGUGCGCACGAGCGGACGGUUCGAAAAAUUAGAGCACUCCGCGAGAGUGGCAUGAUGGUUGACCCCUUGCCCCCGCGGAUGCCGCCAAGGGAGCGGAAGGAGAAGCAGUCGAAGGAGAAGCAGGCAACGAGGAGCACGAAUGAUAUGAACGGAGAUGGAGAGCAUUCUUCCCGCAGCGUGUCACCUGAGCCCAAUGAUGAGGAUGGUGACGGCUCCAGUCUCGUUUUCAUAAAUCCGGUGCUACUCAGUGAAAACACAGGCGCGACCGAGUCUGCCCUGUGCGCCAAUGCUGAAAUUUCCUUCGUCAUGGCCGACCAAGAGGGCAAUAUCUCUGAACCUUCCGAACCUGUCCAACAGGAAAGAGCAGUCGAACAAACACACGGCUUAUCUCUCGUACUUACUCCAGCACAAGUAGAACCAACACCUGUUACGUCAAAGAAGAAGACUAAGAAAGAUACUAACAAGCUACCCAGCGCCACAACAGCUACGGCAGCCGUGACUGAGGUGAUCCAACCCCAAGCGUCGGCUUCGGUUACACUGACAACAACCGCGAGUUCCCCUACGUUGCAUUCUCUGACGGCUGCAGGAACUCCGGCGCAACAACCACUACCUCCUGCGCCAUAUGGUGUACCUUGUUACAUGCCUCCGCCCGGGUAUGGUGUACCGUACCCGCCACCAGGCGCACCUUAUCCUUUUGCGGCGCCACCCCCUCCGCAGCACCUUCCGCCCGCCUUCCCCCGCGACGGUUUUGCGCCAUCGCCGAUGUUUCAGCCACCCUACGCAGGCUAUGCAGGUUACCCACUGCCAUAUCCUCCGCCGUACGGUUAUUACCCUCACCCGUAUCCUUACCUCCCACCUCCGCCUCCUUUAGCACCGGGGAUUCAACCUCUACCGCCACAUCCACAGGCACCUGAUGCGAAUGAAUCUAUCAGCAUUGAUCCAACAACGAGCACAAACCAGCCGAGUGUUCCCUCAGCGGUUGCCACCUCCGGUAACAACGCGGCAAGUGCACCUGCUCCAACACCGGCGUCGUCUCCGUGGCGCCCGUCACCACCGGCAGACCCAUCCAUUAUGUAUUCUAUGUUCCCUGUCCGGCUCGUGGACACAUCCAGAUCCGCCGAAGGCACCAUCUCCGACCCAGCCACUGCUGGAUUGCUCGUGCAUCCACCGCCAGCGACGAUGAUCACGAUGUCGGUGAGUGAGAAGCACAAGCAAACCGAGGUGAUUUUCGUGGACAAGCCACCGGAGAAGCGUAAACGGAGGAAAGCUGAUAUGGCGGCUGUGGAAGCGUACCUGAAACGCCGGGAGGAAGAGAGGGUACAGGCUGGGCAGAGCUCGGCUCAGGCUGAUGUGCAAGUCCAAUCUGGUAAUGGAAUCAUCCAGAGCCAAGCUAUGCCUACCUCUACACCGAACAUCCAGCCCGUAUUGCCUGUUACACCGGCACCCGUAAAUGCGGCCGCUUCGGCUGUCGUUCUACCGCGCGCUAGCGAAUCUCCUCCACAGUCGAACGAGUCUCAGCUUACCCGGCCUUGCGGCAAUAAGCUUUGCAAUCGUACGCUAUCUGCUGCGGACAUUGGUACGAUAUGCGAGCGGUGCAAGGAGAAGAUCAAGAAGCGCACCUUGAGGGUGAAGAAGCGAUUCAAGCUCGUCAAAGCAUCCCCUUCCUCCUCGUCCAAGCUCCUGGAGAAGGCGCGCCUAGGACAGCAAGACCCUGCGAUUGGAGAAGACAACGAAGGCGAGGGUGAGGAUGUGCAAGAAAUGAUGGUGGGACAUCCUGCCGGAGACCCGUCGUCUCUGGUUCUUUCUUCUACUACGUUCAUUGGUACAACAUGA
This is a messenger RNA of Phanerochaete carnosa HHB-10118-sp, 3036 nucleotides long. RefSeq lists its product as uncharacterized. The transcript has 6 exons. The record is from RefSeq and is a predicted model, not a curated record. Bases 1 to 3036 code for a protein of 1011 amino acids. NCBI's taxonomy places the organism in Eukaryota, Fungi, Basidiomycota, Agaricomycetes, Polyporales, Phanerochaetaceae.